CUUAGGCCUCCCAUAUGACCAUAGAAUUGAUCUUUGGUCUCUUGGAUGUGUACUGGCUGAGCUAUGCACUGGAGAGGUGCUCUUUCCAAACGAGGAAAUUCCAGUAUUGCUUGCACGCGUGAUAGGAGUACUUGGUCCCAUCGACAUGAAUAUGUUAUUGAAAGGACAAGAGACAGACAAGUAUUUUACAAAAGAAUUUGACCUCUAUCAAAUAAACAAGGUUUGUUCCUUCGCAAAUCUCUUGGAUCCUUCGAUAUAUUACAUGUGUAGUAGUCAUUUAGUAUUUCAUUAUUUAUAUGAACCCCUUUAUGUGUACUUUGUUUAGGAGUAACAUAGUUUUUCAUUCAUGUAUACAACUUUUAUAGAAACUAGUGCAUAUUCGUCAUUUUUGUGUUUCUCUGUUAUAGGAGACGAAUCAAGUGGAAUACAUAAUACCUGAGGAGACAUCCUUGGAGGAUCAGUUACAGGUCUUCUCUGAUCCUUUGUUCAUUGACUUUGUAAGCAAUCUGCUUCAAAUUAAUCCUAAAAGCCGACCCACCGCUUCUCAGGCUCUUCAACACCCCUGGCUUCUUUCGUGAUACAGCAUAAUCCAUGUUUAGAUUUUUCCAGUAUCAUGGAUUUUAUUAUAAUUUUUUUUUAAAUUGAAAUCCCAGUUCGGAGCUGGAUUUGGUUCUCAAUCCCAAAGUCUUCCACGCAGUUUAAAAAAUCCAAUAUUCACAUCAGGUUAUGUUUAGUCCAUACAUACACUAGCAAUAAAAUACCGUAGGUAGUCUUGAUCCUUGUAUAGCUGUUUGAAUUUUCUUGCUGUUUACAAAUUCUUUGUUUACAUGUCUUAACGUAGAUGUAUAUGUAACUGGGCGUUUUGUUUGUUUUUUUGGAUGACACUGAUAAUCCGGUUCACUUGGAUGACCUACCAGAAUAUUUUAAUAAUAAUUGUUUGAAGUUUCCUCAUUC
Molecule: messenger RNA, 954 nt
Organism: Cuscuta epithymum
Lineage: Eukaryota; Viridiplantae; Streptophyta; Magnoliopsida; Solanales; Convolvulaceae
Source: the annotation of a GenBank genome assembly